GCCCCAACGCCCGGAGUUCUCUCUCUCUCUCUCUCUCUCUCUGUCCCUCUUCGUCUUCGCGUCUGUGUCGAUCAAUCAAUAUCAAGAAAUUGAUGAAACCAACAGAUUUGCUUGCCGCGACGAAGUUGCACUUGUGAAUGAAUGUAUUAACUUGAGUUCAUCACUGCACGCAGAAGGGAGCAACAAUGGGCCAAGCGUUUCGUCGAGCAGCUGGCAGGGUCAAAGCCCCGUCCCACUUCGACGCCCCAAAAACGAAGCCCGUCGCCGACCGGAGAGUCGACCCGCCGAGGCAGGCCGAGCAGAGGGCCAUGGAUCCCGAUGGCAAGUCUCAGGUUAAUGCCGAUAAUGUACUUGAAGAAAGAGAUCCGCAGUUUGAUGCCAUGCUAGGUCAGAUGGUUGGCAGAAUCAGAUCGAAGCCUGGGGGAAAACUCGAGAUGGGCGAGGCACACGUAGCUGAGAAAUACAACAGGCCCUUGCCCAAACUACGAAACACGAGACCAGAUUCGGGCAGGUUCGAAGAGAGGCCUGUCCCCGCUGGAACCUUAAACGUGGCCCAGCUGCGCCACAUCAUCCUCCUCCACCAGGGGAAGGCAGAGGACCACACGGGCCCCAUGGACGCACGCCAGAUUGCCGAGAAGUUUCGGGUUGAGGUCACCGAGAUCGAGAGAAUUCUCAAGUUCAUCUCUCUACCUCCUGAGAAUGAAAAGAAGGAACAGAACGAACCGUAAAAGACGUCCGGGAAUCUAUUGCUUUGACAGGAUUUUCCUUCGAAUAAAGGAUAUCACUGAGACUUGAAGCUGAAGACUGAUAUAAAAUUAGCUAGUGGUAGUUCUGUUACAUCCCAUGAGAACUCAUGUAAAAUAUGUAUUGUCGUUGAUGGAAAAUUUUUGGUAGGCUCAUUACAUUUCCAUAAACUUGAUGUCGCCAAAAAAAGAGCUUUUUUCCUUUUUAAUGAUUUUUUGGCACAAUACAACUUCAAAAACGUGACACGAUCAAA
Molecule: messenger RNA, 997 nt
Organism: Punica granatum (pomegranate)
Lineage: Eukaryota; Viridiplantae; Streptophyta; Magnoliopsida; Myrtales; Lythraceae
Source: RefSeq, a predicted model, not a curated record